UUCUGGAGGGAAAAAAUUUCGGGUGGCCGCAGGCUGGCGCGGGGGCUUCUCACUUUUGCUUCUCACUAGUUUUGUUGGCAUUUGCAGUGACUAAUUGUUAUAAAUCAAGCGGGAAAUCUUAGAAUGGCAGACUUGCUGAACCAGAAGCAGAUUGAAAAGCUGCUGCACACCCAUGUGCCAGGCAUCGACGAGGUCAUUGUCGAGUACGUGCAGGGAUAUCUUAAUGACGCAGCGACAGCAGUCAGCAAUGGCGACAAGGACGUGGGUGAAGAUCCAGUGGAAGACCUGAUCAGGCCGAUGCUGGAGGAGGCCGGCGGCAAGGAAUCCAAGGUCGAGGAUCUGUGCGUCAAGUUUGCCGCGUUGCUGAGCGAAAUCGAGCAAAAGGCUGGUCCGGCCAAACGGUCCGGGAUGGCCAAGCUCGCAGCGCCCGUACACAUGGCGGCGCAGCUGGCACAGAUCGACAAGGCGGCCCGCCUUGCGCAGACCAGGCCUGCGGACCUGUCGCACACCAAGGGCCGUUCGGUGGCGAGCCAGGUGGACACAAAGAAGCUGAAGAAGGCAGAGGCGCGCAUUGCUGCCAAGCUGCAAAAGCGCGAGCACCGGUCGCUGUACGAGGCAUCGAAGCUGAUUGAGGAAAACCCGAUGGAUGAUGACGAGCUUUUGAUGAAGGUGAACCCGAUUCUGGAUUACACAUCGACCCGCGGCAAAAUCAAGGAUGUCAAGGUCGACAACUUUGACAUUUCGUAUGCUGGCAAGCGCAUUCUCACCAACUCUAGCAUCCACCUUGUGUAUGGCCGUCGCUACGGCCUUAUCGGCCGCAACGGUAUCGGAAAGUCGACACUCUUGCGGAACAUUGCGCGCCGCGAGCUGGCAGUGCCCACGUAUAUCAGUAUUUUGUUUGUCGAGCAGGAGAUGGCUGGUGACGACACGCCUGCAAUUCGCUCGGUGCUCAAGGCUGAUAUCUUCCGUGAGCAGCUGCUGCGUGACGAGGCGGACGUCAAUGCGGAGCUGCAGCGGCUGGAUGCCCCGGCACCGCUCGAUGACAACGGCGAGGAGAUGACCAAGCUGGAGAUCGAGGCAAAGAAGAACGAACUGGGCGACCGUCUGAACGGCAUCAUGACCAAGCUGCAGGACAUCGAGUCCGACAAGGCCGAGUCCAAGGCCGGCGAGAUCCUCAAUGGUCUGGGCUUCGGCUCGGUUGACUUCCAGCGCCCGACCAAGAGCUUCUCUGGAGGUUGGCGCAUGCGUCUGUCGCUGGCCCGUGCUCUGUUCUGCAAACCCGAUCUGCUUCUGCUCGAUGAGCCGACGAACAUGCUUGAUAUCCCGGCUGUGGUGUGGCUCGAGCGGUACCUGCGCACGUGGACCAGUACUCUGCUGGUUGUGUCCCACGACCGAGAGUUCUUGGACGAGGUCGCCACCGACAUCAUCCAUCAGCACUCGGAGCAGCUUGACCACUACCGAGGCAACUUCAAGUCGUUCUGGGACACGCGCGAGGAGCGGCGCAAGAACCAGAUCAAGGAGUACGAGUCGCAGAUGGCGUACCGCCAGCACUUGCAGGAGUACAUUGACCGCUGGAGGUAUAAUGCCAACCGUGCUGCCCAGGCGCAGAUGAAAAUCAAGAUCCUUGAGAAGCUGCCGGAGCUCGAGAAGCCCGAGGACGACAAGAUUGUGACGUUCUCGUUCCCGGAUCCCGACUCCAUCUCGCCGCCGGUUAUGUAUAUGGAUGAGGUCACGUUCGGCUACAACAGCGAGCGCAAGAUCCUUGAGAACGUCAACAUUGACAUGCAGAUGGAUGCUCGUGUUGCUAUUGUUGGUCCCAACGGCGCCGGUAAGACCACGCUGCUGAAGCUGCUGAUCGGCAAGCUGGAUCCGACCACAGGCAUGGUGCACCGCCACGGACGCCUGAGAAUUGCGUAUUUCUCGCAGCACCAUGUCGACCAGCUCGAUCUGGGCCUGACGGCCGUGGGCCACCUGAAGAAGACGUACCCGGGCAAGACCGACGAGGAGUACCGCAGCCACCUGGGCUCCUUUGGCAUUUCGGGCAUGACCGGUCUGCAGGAGAUCCGCACCCUGUCGGGAGGCCAGAAGAGCCGUGUCACGUUUGCCGGCCUGGCAGUCCAGAACCCGCACUUUUUGGUGCUCGAUGAGCCGACCAACCAUCUUGACAUGGAGUCGAUUGAUGCGCUGACCAACGCGCUGAAGCUGUUCAAGGGCGGCGUGGUGCUGGUCUCCCACGACGAGCGCUUUAUUGACUCGGUGUGCACGGAGAUGUGGGUGUGCGCGGACCGCAAGGUCACCAAGUUCUCGGGCGAAGGCAUCAAGGAGUACAAGAAGCUGAUCUGCCCGCCAGAGGAGCAGUAGGUGCUUUUUUUUAUCGUCGCAAAUUCUACAGCUUACGCAGAUACUAAAAAUCGGCCCCUCAUCUGCGGCUAUUUUGUCAGC
Linderina pennispora is the source of this 2442-nucleotide messenger RNA. RefSeq lists its product as uncharacterized. The record is from RefSeq and is a predicted model, not a curated record. The transcript has a single exon. NCBI's taxonomy places the organism in Eukaryota, Fungi, Kickxellomycota, Kickxellomycetes, Kickxellales, Kickxellaceae. Gene Ontology annotation, molecular function: ATP binding; ATP hydrolysis activity. The coding region runs from base 124 to 2361 and encodes 745 amino acids.